Molecule: messenger RNA, 1101 nt
Organism: Kwoniella mangroviensis CBS 8507
Lineage: Eukaryota; Fungi; Basidiomycota; Tremellomycetes; Tremellales; Cryptococcaceae
Exons: 3
Coding region: 1-1101 (366 amino acids)
Source: RefSeq, a predicted model, not a curated record
AUGUCUACAUCAGAAACAUCUACAUCGCCUGUACAGCAAAAUCCGCCCACCACCGUCCGACCUCCCCAAGUAGACAUCGACGCGAUCCAAUCUUCCCUCUCGGCACGAAGCAAGAGGCGUCUUUCCCUCCGAACGAUACUGAGCUCUUAUAAAUCGCAGAACAACCUCAAAGGAAAGGCUAAAGCGGACAAUGAUCAAGCUAUAGCAGAAGAUGAUGAAGAAGUAGAAGAGGAGGAGCAAGUUUUUCAAGUUGAUACGAGUGAGAAUGAGACAUAUGAGAAAUCGAAAGGUGAUCCAAUACAGAUAAACAAGGGCCAGAAAGAGAAUGUAAAUGUUGAGGAAGAAUGUAAAGUCGAGUUUGAAAAGGAAUAUGUAUGGGAUGUGCUAUUCGAGAACCAACGGGGAAUAUACAUCCUAGGAAAAGGUUAUUUCUCUUCCCGAAGUUUACUCCCCGCCGACCCCUCAGCAUUCACCCGACCGUCCAACCAUAUCCCCUCAGCUUCAAGCCUGAGCAUGAAAAUGAGCAUGGGCAAGAAGCGGUCAAACCGACAGCUCGACCCAGGAACCUCUGGUUCACCUUCCUAUACCUCUCAGCAUUCAGACGGACGUCAGCCGGGCAAACUCACACGAUCAAAUAAAACGUCUUACACACUCGAGAGCUAUCAACCGCCUUUACCAGAUUGGCAAUACCUCACACCGUGGAUGAUCAACAUGCGCACGGGCACAGACGAGUUGGGAUGGAGGUAUAAUGCAUGGUUCAGACCGAAAGGGUGGUCUAGCCAUUCUGGACCGUUGGGUUGGGGUGGGUGGGUAAGGAGAAGAGAAUGGAUUAGACUUAGAGCUGUUGGCGUCACUGAAACCAAAUUGGUCGAUAUGCAAGGAAGAGAAAAAAUAGAGAAGAAGGGUGAUAAACUCAAGGAUGUCUUGAAUAGUGAAAAGGUGGAUGGGAACGUUCAGGGGAUAUUGGUCGUGAUGGGGAAGAUGGGUCUGGAUAGACAACGAUUAACGCUCUGGAGAAAAUGGCUAGAAAAAGAAAAGAAGGAGAGCGAAUGUUGGAAAAGGUUGGAGGUACUCUGUGGGGAUGAACAAGCUGUGAGUUAA